Messenger RNA from Botrytis cinerea B05.10, 1776 nucleotides. RefSeq lists its product as hypothetical. The coding region runs from base 174 to 365 and encodes 63 amino acids. The transcript is spliced from 6 exons. NCBI's taxonomy places the organism in Eukaryota, Fungi, Ascomycota, Leotiomycetes, Helotiales, Sclerotiniaceae. The record is from RefSeq and is a predicted model, not a curated record.
GAUCAUUUCUAAAUCCCUACUUUCAUUACUCUUUCUUAGUAUUUCAUUCUAUAUUUUAAAUUCUACCUUCUUAAACUGCUGGGCAGUCCUUCAUUCUUUUCAACAAGUGUACGAAGUAUUUCAUACCCCUUGCCAUUAAUCAUUUUAGCCCUAUUACAUGUCAACCUGUAAUCAUGUACCCCUCACUUUCAUUGUUACUUUUAGCAACACGGGUUUUUGCUUCCCCCGCCUUUCGAAAAAGAGUGGUCGCUUCUCUUGACCAAACUGCCUUUGAGGAAGCACAACAACGGGACAAUACUGCAGCAAGAGCUUUCACUACUGAUUCAGAUUCAGACUUCAUCAGGGCAGUGUCUCUUCGUGGAUGAACUUUCCGGUGAUUUCAGAGCAAACUUGACACCAAUCCAAAUAGCUGCCUGUGAUGGCAGUACGGGGCAGCUUUGGGAUGUUCUCACAAGUGGAAAGCACAACAAUGUAGCAGAUAGUAUGCUAGUCGUCAAUACUUUGACCCAAGCUUGCUUGAACUUUGAUCCUCGCCGUGCGGCGGGUAAUACCGUCAUUAUGUUUUCUUGCGGUGGUCGAGCUGACGGAGAUGGGCUCGUCACAAAUUCCCAGCUCUUUCCAUUCAAUGGAACUUCCGGUCCACUUACUCUUUCUCCCGAAAAUGCCCCAGGCACCUGUUUAUCUACUACUGCUGCCAACGUUCUUGAUCAGGCUCCCUGUGAUGGGUCUGACUCUAGCCAAACGUUUAAUUUCGGUGCCUCAAGUGCCGCGGCCGAUCCAGCAAUCGCUAGCUUUGUUGCACCAGCGGCCUCGAGCGCGGCAGACGCUUCGUCAUCAACUGUUCUGAUAUCUUCAGUGGCUGUUACCGCAGCCGCCUCCGCUGUACCAACAAGCAAUCCAACAACUCCUCUUCCUGUGUCCCGUGCUGGAGGCGUACUCGAUCCUUCCGCUGCAGCUGAAGCCAAUGAAUUAGAUGAUACUGCCGUAAAGGCCUUUUCGUCCGUCUCUUUGAAAGAUGCAUCUGGUCAAUGUCUAUUCGUCGAUCCAACUGCGGGCGACUUUAGGCAGAAUCUGAUUCCGAUCACUCUACAAGCAUGUGAUGGAAGCCAAAAUCAAGCUUGGGAUAUUGUUACAAGUGGGAAGCAUAAUGACGUGGCCGGCUCGGUGCUUGUAGUUAGCAGCUUGACUCAAGGAUGUCUUAACUUUGACCCGAGAAGAACCGCCGGCGAUACAGUUAUUAUGUUUUCUUGCGGGGGAAGAGCCGAUGGCGAUGGUCUAGUAACAAACUCGCAAUUAUUCCCUUUCACAGAAGGCCCAACAGACAUUUUACUUGCUCCUGAAAAUGGGAAUAAUGCAACCUGUCUUGUGGCAAACGCUGCUGGAAAGUUGGAUUCUACUACUUGUGCUGGUGAUGCUACAAGCCAAUCAUUUACUAUUUUGACAGCUUAGAAACAAUACAUUUUUGGUGUGGUUACAUUGGGGUCGUUUUCCACAUCCGGAGUAUUGCGAGAUAGUUCUCGGGGGAAAGUUUCAGGGGAUUUUAAAAUAUUUAUUUGAUUGGAGGCAGACAUGCAUAUCGUGUAGGCUGAGUGUCAGAUUGUUGAAGAAGUCGGCGGCUAAUCGCGUACUGCUUGCAAAUGUGUGUUUCUUUUCGAUGAUUGGCCGGCCUAUCCAUUACGCGGCUCUGCUAUUCCAUAAGCAACUGCCAAAAAAAAACUUAUAUGAUUGCCAUUCUUCUUGUUCUAUAGCGAUAACUUCAUUAAUUUAAUUAUUUCA